Messenger RNA from Meleagris gallopavo (turkey), 658 nucleotides. The record is from RefSeq and is a predicted model, not a curated record. NCBI's taxonomy places the organism in Eukaryota, Metazoa, Chordata, Aves, Galliformes, Phasianidae.
CCCGCUCCGGCGGCGCCCGGCGGCGGCACCCAGACCAGAACAGUGGCUGAAAAGAAAAAUGUGAACAAGCAAGAAUUUAACUUCGAAAAAGCUCGUUUGGAAGUGCACAGGUUUGGAAUCACUGGCUAUGAGAAGCAGGAGCAGCGUAUAUGGGAACGGGAACGUGCAAUCAUGCUGGGAGCCAAGCCUCCCAAAAAGGAACACAUCAACUACAAGAAAUACCAGGAGAAAAUGAAGGUGAAGAAAACAACAAAGGAUGAUGAUAAGGGACAGGUACAGAAAAGUGAUUCUCUGAAGAAGAAGAAGAAAGACUCGAAGGAGAGAAAGGCCAAAAGGAAGAGAUCGGUGCCCAGCAUUUGGCCUGCAGGACAAGUUGGAAAAUUCAGAGACGGAACCUUGAUUCUACAAAGCGGUGACAUAAAGAAAAUUAAAUCAACUAAAGUUAUCAAAUGAACUUAUGAUACCAAGUGAAAUGGACGAAAAGCAUUAAGACAGAACUCUUGUUGCCACCAGAAGAGACUUACAUAAGUCUUGCCCUGCCACCAUGUCCUAAUUCAUUUACCUUAUUUUUUUCUUGCAGGGUUUUCUAUCUCCUAUUCUUGGGAGAAUAUGACAAUUUACCAUUUUAUAAAUAAAGGAAAGACUUUUUAAUAGUUAA